Messenger RNA from Pieris macdunnoughi, 1326 nucleotides. Lineage: Eukaryota; Metazoa; Arthropoda; Insecta; Lepidoptera; Pieridae. The record is from the annotation of a GenBank genome assembly.
AUGGAAGAUAUUUUAGCUAUCCAACAGCAGUUGGUGGACGCAGUGGAUAAGCUUUAUAUCAACUUUAAGAAGGAUGGAGCGGAGCGAAAGACUCCCGAUUAUAUACGUCGUCGUUUAGAAACGUUAGAACAAUAUUUUACAGAUAUUCAUAAUAACCAUAUGACACUUUUAUCUUUUAGUGAUCAGUCUCAUGAAUAUUUUACUUUUAAUAAAUACGAGCAGAUUAAGAAAAAAUAUGGUAAUAUUAAGACAACUUUAAUAAAUUAUAAGCCUUUGGCAAGCAUUACAAAAUCCCCUGAAUUACAACCUCCAACGUUUCAAGCCCCGUCUACCUCUAACGCAUCGACCUCCAAUGAAUCUCAGGAAAUAUCUCUCAAAAAUAACUCUAAUAUGAGUAAAACAGAAGAGCUCAUGAGAAAACAAACUACAAAUUUUAAAGCUUUUCUGAGAACUGCCAAGAGUAUAGAACUUGACCUUAUCUCGGAAAAGUGGGAGUUAGAAGACAUCCUAAAGACCUUGCAAGUCCGUUGGACUGCGAUUGAUAGCUUACAUUGGGAGUUGGACAAUGAACUUUGUGGUUCCAACCGAGAAUAUGAAGAGCAAUUUACAAAUUACGAAAAAUAUUACAUUAAAGUUAAGAAGGAUAUCAAUAAAAAGAUGUGGUCGGUAUCACACAUCGAGAAAACAACGCCUAAAAUGGAGUUACCAACCUUCGAGGGAAAUUAUAACCAAUGGGUUUCCUUCAAAGAUCUCUUUACGGAAACUAUUCAUAGUAACCCAUCUCUUUCAAAUGCGCAGAAAUUACAAUUUCUCAAAAGUAAGGUUAAGGGUGAACCUGAGAAGUUGAUUCAACAUCUCCAGGUAAGCUCAGAUAAUUAUCUCAUUAGCUGGAAUAUUCUCAGUCAUCGCUAUGAUAAUAAGCGUCUAAUCUUUACAUCUCACCUUAACAAUCUCUUAAAUAUUCCUAAUAUUCAAUACCAGUCGUAUAAUCAUAUCAAACGCAUUCACGAUGUUACAAACGAGAGUAUAAAUGCGAUAGAAAAUCUUGGAAUUAACGUUUCUUCCUGGGAUCCCUUCCUUGUAUGUAUAUUGUCUCAGAAGUUAGACGCAGACACGUACAAUGAAUAUAUACAGUCUUUGAAAUCGCCGAGAGAAUUACCCGUAUUACAAGAUUUUUUGCAGUUUUUAGAAACUAAGUUUACCCUAGAAACAUCACGGAAGAAACAAGAAAAUCAAACGCCAAAAGUAUCAUAUCAAAACUUCGAUCAAUAUAAACCUUCAAAAAACUUAAAUAAUAAUCAAUCAUCACCUGCGAAAAAUUUUUAA